UGUUUUUGAUUAUUGAAGUUUUGUACAUUAUUUGUGUCAAUAUUUGAGUAAUUUUAUGAAAUUACGUGUCAUCAAUUUUAUUAUUUUAUUUUUCAUAGUUUAUUAUCUCUUCAUUGUACUAUAAUAAGUUUGACGUGUUAAAUUUUUCGUUAAAAUGUUCUUAUUAAGUAGAAAAUUGAUUUCUGUUUUGUUAUUGAUCUUGGUGUGUACAAUGGGAGUAAUAUUGUACUUGGACUUAUGGCGUAUUGGGCCAGCCAAAAAAGUGAUUGAAUAUCAGAAGUGGUUUCAGGGACAAGAGUUGAAUGAUCAAAAAAAAUCUAAUGACACACUGGAGAGUUCAAAAAAUUUUGUUCCUACUCGUGAAUGGCAAACUGUAGAAAGAGACCAAGUUCUACCUGCAGGACUUCAUAUUAAGAUAGAUCUUCAAUCUGGAGAAAGGAAAGCUAAACUUAUAGAUGAUAAUAAUCAAAUUUAUCAAUUAACAAGUUCUACAAAAUUGGUUUCAUUGCCUCAAAAUAAAACUGAUAAAGAAAGUGGGAGUCUUAAACCUUCAAGUAGAUUUAGAUCAUAUGAUGAAUUAAAAAAAGAUUUUGACAGUUUAAAUAUGACUAUAAAAACUGAUAUAGAAAUCUUAGGAGAUCUAUCAACUAAAUUCAAAAAUCACAUUGAGACAUAUGAUAUGAACGAAAAUAAACUUGUCAAUAUUUUAACUGAUAUGGAAUAUCUUGUACAUCAAGUUGAUACAGCAGAAGUUUUUAUUUCUAAUAAUGGAAUUUCAAAUAUCAUUAUACCAUGUCUAAAUAGUAACUCUAGUGUAUUAAAAACUCAAGGAGCACAAAUACUUGGAGCUGCAUCUUCAAAUAAUCCAAAAGUUCAAAUUGCUGCAUUAGAAACUAAUAUUAUUCCUCUUUUAUUAAAGCACAUUGAUGAUGAAUAUGAAUACUCGGUUCAAGCCAGUUGUUUAUAUGCAGUAUCUACAAUGAUAAGACGUUUUCCUGUAGCUCAAGGGAUAUUUAUAGAAAAUGGAGGUUUACCUAUUCUCAUUCAUAUUUUUAACAAGCCUAUAACACAACACAAUCUAAAACUUAUGUUAAAAGUAGUAAGACUUCUAGAAGAUUUAGUACUGGAACAAGAUGAUGCAGAGUUAACACUGAAAGAAGAAACAAAUGAAAAAUCAGUAGCUUUAGCUAAAGAAAGAGUGAAACAGUAUAAAGAAAUCAACUUAAAGUUCAACCUGGUUAAGAAUGAAUGGUGCGAGACAUUAGGUAAUGUGAUAAUUCGAGCAUCUAGUAAUCCUGGUACUGAAGAUAAUAAUGAUUUUGUUGAAGCUGCAGGAAAAUCAUUAUUGGUUAUGAAGGAAUCGUGUAGUUCUAUGUUACAAUUAAACAAGGAAUUUUUGUCUUCAAUUAUGAAGUUGCUUAGUUUUUAUAAAACAUUAUAUCUGAAAGAUGAAUUUUAUACACCAUUGUAUAAUAUAAUAAAUGAUUUGAAUAAUAUUUAUGAUCCAGUCAGAGAAUAAAAUCUUUAUAUUAUUACCUAGUUUCCAAAAUUUAUUAAAUUUGAAGAUAACAUAAUAUUAAGAGACAUAUUAGAUUUAUCAUAUUAAAAAUAUUAAGUGCUGUGAUUUGUUUAAGUAAUA
This is a messenger RNA of Daktulosphaira vitifoliae (grape phylloxera), 1639 nucleotides long. It is a transcript of the gene Sil1, whose product is annotated as nucleotide exchange factor SIL1. Bases 155 to 1519 code for a protein of 454 amino acids. The transcript has 7 exons. NCBI's taxonomy places the organism in Eukaryota, Metazoa, Arthropoda, Insecta, Hemiptera, Phylloxeridae. The record is from RefSeq and is a predicted model, not a curated record.